GAAAACUUUGACUUGAAGCUGGAAUUAUAUCACCGCCGCGAAAAGCAGUCUACGCUGGAAUCAAGCAUCGAAACCCUGGAAAAGGAGAAGCGCCAGACCGAAGAGAUGAACGAAACGCUGCUCGACGAGCUCGAAAAACGCGACAAGGCUGUUGAGGAGGCCGUCGCCAUGAUCGUCAUGCUGGAGGCCAAGGUGGACCAGUUGCUUCAAGAGAGGAACAUGGUCCUGCAGGUCGAACAGGAGGGUUUCUUUUGCCGUCAAGACAUGGAGCAAAAGUAUCUCCGGGCCAUCAACCGCGUGCCAAGCUUCCUUUCAGAAAAGAGCGAAAACACCGAAAACUUGCGCAACGUCUAUCUCGGAGUCCGGGGAAGUGCGCUGAGUCUGGCACGAGUCACUGAAGGGAACAUUGAGGUGGAUAACGGCGCAACUAAUGGACCGGCUCCGGGUAGCCCAACCUUGAGCGUCCUCAGCGAGAGCUCCUUU
This is a messenger RNA of Trichoderma atroviride IMI 206040, 483 nucleotides long. The record is from RefSeq and is a predicted model, not a curated record. Lineage: Eukaryota; Fungi; Ascomycota; Sordariomycetes; Hypocreales; Hypocreaceae.